Molecule: messenger RNA, 1900 nt
Organism: Thamnophis elegans (Western terrestrial garter snake)
Lineage: Eukaryota; Metazoa; Chordata; Lepidosauria; Squamata; Natricidae
Gene: TM6SF2
Product: transmembrane 6 superfamily member 2
Exons: 10
Coding region: 202-1320 (372 amino acids)
Biological process (GO): regulation of lipid metabolic process; lipid homeostasis
Cellular component (GO): endoplasmic reticulum-Golgi intermediate compartment membrane; endoplasmic reticulum membrane
Source: RefSeq, a predicted model, not a curated record
AUCGAGGGGAAAAAGUCCCCCCCCCCUUUUUCCCUUUUCUUUUUGGGCGAGAGGAUCGCAUGAUCGGUGAGGAGGUUUGUGUUACGCCCGGGAACCCGCCUCUUAGCCAAUCGACCCUUCCCUGCUGGAGCGAUCGCCCCCUGGUCGCCCAUUCCCACGACCCGCUCGCUUCUUCCAGGUUUGCUCUCCGCGCCGCUGGCCAUGCGGCUGCUGCAUCCGCUUUCGGCUGCCGUCGGCCUUUUCCUCUCCGCCUUCCCGUUAUUCUACCUCUUGAACGCCGUCGCGGCCUUGCACAGCCCUCCAGUGAUUGCAGUCCUCGGCAUUAUUAUUCUGUCGCCUUUGUUUGUACUGAUUUAUCUCCCAAACCGCUCCUUCGAGGAUCCUCUUUUAUACGUGUUCAUGGUCCUUUGCUUCAUCGCUGGAACAGAUGCUGUGAUUGCUUUAGAGAAAGACGGCUACACCAGCAGCUUUGCAGAUUUCUACAUCAGAGAGGAUGAGCCUUAUCUGGGCACAGCAUAUGGCAUUAUGAUCUCCUACUGGCAUGCUGCGGUGAACUUCGCCAUGUAUCUCCUCAUGAUUGCAGCCAUUGUUCAGAGAAAGAGUUAUCGGAACGUUGGCCUCUAUUGGACAGGAUCCUUCACCAUGGCACUUGGGGUCUUCCUGUUGGGAAAUGUGAUUGGGAAAUACAGCUCUGAGAUCGGACCAGCCUUUCUGCUCAACCUUCCAUAUCUCAUCAUACCCAUCUGGGCAGCCAAAAGACUCUUCAACCAGCCCAGGACCUGCCCACUGCCAACAGCUGAUCAGGUUGCAGAAGAGCAAAACAAGAAUCUGCUCCAGCGCCCUAUGGAUUUGGGAUUGGUAGGAUUCCUCCUUUUGGCUGUGGUCUACACACUCUUCCGAGGACUGGUUGUUCUGGACUGCCCAGCUAAUUCCUGUUUUGAUUACCUUUACCUGCAAGAACCCUACCUGCGAGAUCCAGUGGCCUAUCCCAAGAUUCAGAUGUUGGUGUAUCUAUUUUAUGCCCUGCCAUAUUUCUGCAUCGCCAUCUAUGCAUUACUCGUUCCUGGAUGCACGUGGAUGGGAGACCUGGCCUUGGUUUUUGCUGGUGCUAUUGGACAGGCUCAGUUUUCCCAUGUUGCUGCCUCCAUUCACCAUCGCACUCCUUUUCCAUACCGCAUCCCGGAGAGAGAUUGGUGGUUUGUGGUCCUGUGCAACGUAGGCUAUGCGGUGGGCCCACAACUCUUAGCUUACCGCUGUCUCUGCAAACCUGCCUUUUUCUGUAGCCCCGUUUCCCAGUCCAAAGAAAAGAAGAACCAGUGAAAAAAAAGAGAGAGAGAGUGGAAAUCUUGUGCUCACUGUUGCUCACACAUCCAACGGUGUGACACACCCAGGUGCUUCCUUGGGAGAAUCCCAGUUCUGACACUGUUUUAAAUAACUUGGGGGGUGGGGUGCAAACCAUUCUGGAGUAUAGCCAUCAACGGACCCUUAUUGUCUCGUCUCUGCGUCAUGCACUUGAAGCCGAUUUGAAACGGCGAAAUCAAAAAAGUUCAUUUGUCUAUAAGAGAUCCUUUUGAUGUAGCGAGCAAAGUUAACACAAAGGUCUUUAUGGUUUUAGGUGUUUAAAAACUACACUGAGGUUUUGGGGUGGGAGGUUCCUGGGAGAUGGGGGAAAAGAGAAGAACCCCAGAAAUUUGAAGGCCUUUGAGGAUGAGACACUAGCUAGUUUGUCAUCCAUUUUCCUAUUUUUCGUCUGGAAAGGAAGGGUGCUAAUUUAUGAACAAAAAGGAACUUGUUCAUAACGCAGAAACAGGGACCUGGAACAACGCCUUGAAGUCACUGUUUACAGAAUUAUAAAGGGGGUGGGACCCCCAGAUUAAUAUAUGACUUUUAAAGAACUUGA